GCCCGGGGUGGUCAAUGGCACUAAUUGUGAUCAAGUUGGACGGCUUAUUCCCAAUGAUGAUUAUGCCGGACCUCACGGUCAAGCGGAUGAGUCAUACCUAAAUCGGAAUGCAAAUCGAGCCGGCUCUCCAAGCGAACCGAGGAAGGCCGAGUAG
Molecule: messenger RNA, 154 nt
Organism: Dovyalis caffra
Lineage: Eukaryota; Viridiplantae; Streptophyta; Magnoliopsida; Malpighiales; Salicaceae
Source: the annotation of a GenBank genome assembly